Messenger RNA from Leucoraja erinaceus (little skate), 11118 nucleotides. RefSeq names its product G-protein coupled receptor 35-like. Gene Ontology annotation, molecular function: G protein-coupled receptor activity. Gene Ontology annotation, cellular component: membrane. Lineage: Eukaryota; Metazoa; Chordata; Chondrichthyes; Rajiformes; Rajidae. The record is from RefSeq and is a predicted model, not a curated record. The coding region runs from base 6163 to 7083 and encodes 306 amino acids. Gene Ontology annotation, biological process: positive regulation of Rho protein signal transduction; phospholipase C-activating G protein-coupled receptor signaling pathway. The transcript is spliced from 2 exons.
AGCUACACUCGGAUGCCAAGAGUCGGGAUCAACCAGAGCCAAUAUCUGGGCCGUGGAUGGAAGGAAUAGCAAGUAAACACUGCCGGUGACAGGGACACAGGACAAUGGCUUUUAUCGCAGAAAGUUGAUUUUAAGAAAGCUAAGGUUCAUUCAGGGCUGCGUAUUGGACAAGUGACAAAAAAAGAUGUGGUGCCACGCAGCCAUUAAUAAAGCUAUUGGUGAGAUUAAGCUGGUUUUGUUAGCAAGAAAACUCCAGAACUAUCGGCCCAGUGCCAGAUGGGGAUAGGGAGCAGACCCGUUGCAGAAGUUGGAUAUUCCUACAUACUUCUUCCUAGUUCCGAGUUGUUUUAAGGAAAUUACACCCAUGUCUUCUGAACUGUUAUCUCUUUUACUUGAUGUGAAUAUGCUAUAAAGGUAUUGGCUUUCCAGUUAAAACUAAAUAUAUCCCAGUGAUUAACAUAUAGUCCAUAAGUGAUAGGAACAGAAGUAGGCCAUUUGGCUCAACAAGUCUACUCCGCCAUUUGAUCACGGCUGAUCUGCCUUCCCCUGUUAAUCACAUUCUCCUGUCUUCUCUGACACCGUACUAAUCAGGAAUGUAUCUAUCUCUGCCAUAAAAAAUAUGCAUUGUCGGCCUCCACAGCCUUCUGUGGCAAUGAAUUCCACAAAUUCAUCACCUUCUGAAUAAAGAAAAUCCUCCUCAUCUCCUUCCUAAAGGAACAUCUUUUAAUUCUGAGGCUAUGUUCAAGUUGACCAAAGUAACAAGUUCACUUCCCAGGCUCCAUCCCAAGAUACAGCAAGUAUUUCACUGGAACAUUCCAGUGGCUUCUCCCCCUUUACAAAUUACUUGAUGUGUGGCAUAGUGCUGGGCAGUGGUGGCACACAGAAGCAUUGCUUUAACAAAGGCUGCGGUAAAUCUGGGCAACCAUCACGCCAGGCUCCAUUUCAAAUAAAGCUCAAAAUGCACAAUACCUGAUUAGCAAAAAAGUAAAACACUCUUUAAAAGAAACAAAAAAGAUUGUGGAUACUUUUCAAGGUAUGCCAACUGGAAGAAACCUUAGCAUAAGCUUUGGAAAAAGACACAAGGCUGCCCCAGUCAAAUCUUCACAGAUAGUUGAGUCAAGGACCAUCGCAACGUUUAAGAAGCAGUUAGACAGGUACCUGGAUAGGAUAGGUUUAGAGGGAUAUGGGCCAAAUACAGGCAGGUGGGACUAGUGUAGAUGGGGCAUGUUGGUCAGCAUGGGCAAGUUGGGUCAAAGGGCCUGUUUUCCCACUGUAUGGCUCUAUGACUAUGAACUGCCGGGCCGACUGCUCCCUCGCGCCCAGUUGCUGCUGAACAACCGCUGACCGUGCCCCUUGCAGCCUCUCCACAACGUUGAGCGCCCACUCACCUGCUUCGCCGCCUCCACUCUGCGGUUCUCCGGUGCCAUCCCCGGUUAAUUCCACAGUCACUUCCCCGGUGAAAGGAGAUGCAGAUUUAUACCGCACACGUGCCGGACAGGUCUGUAGGCCACCCCUUAGAUAUGGAGAUUUUGUAUAAACACUUAUAUGUCUAUGCAUGCGUUAUUAGCGUUUCAGGUACCGUAUUAUUUAGUCACCACGUAUCAAUGUGUUUCUGCUUAUUGGCUCACAUUUUAGUUGUGCUUUAUUUCAUUUCUCCAAGGAAAGAUGUAGAUUGGUUACUUACACUAACAAAUUGUAGUGCUUUAUUAGUAAAGCUCCGCCUACCAUGCAGUUUAUAUUAUCAGAAUUCAGUUCAUACUGUUAGUCGAAUAUGCUUGCCUUAACAAUAUGCUGCAGUGUACUGGGAGUUAACUUUAAUACAGAUGUUGUAUAAUGUUGUGCGAGUGACCGACUCUUUUACUGUAAUCGUAUUCCCCUUGCUUAACAAAAUGUAUGGUUCAUACACCAAAUCUUAAACAUUUACGUGAAUCCUUGCUUUAAAAAUGAAGACAAGCUCUGUACUGUAUUACCAGUGUACUGUAAUACUGCAUAUAGUUAAUUUCACAUGCCGGUAAAAUGUAGACUUUGUAGACUUUUAUAACAUCUUACGGUGCAAUGAUUAAUUUUGAAUUGAAGGAGACUGCAGAAUAUAUGAAGUUGUAGUGGCCUGGUCAAGGUCAGGAAAAGACCGGACGCCAGGCGGAUUCAAAAGAAGCUUUUUAAUUACCACAGUUCACGAACACACACCGACACUCUUAUCUCUACCCCUGGGGAGUCGACCGGUAAACCCCGUGGCAGACCUACGCCCCCGUCCCUCAAUCGUCGAGGGGGAUGAUCCAAGGAGUGGCCUACCCCCCAGGGACCGCCACAAAGUAAUCCGGACAAUGGAAGUUUGAGUGUAUACUUUAGUUGCAGUACAUGGGUGCAUGACUAUUGAUACUGGUACUGAGGUCUUUGGUUACACCCACCACAAGGCCCUGGUCACAACUGAUUCACCACUCUCUGUGUAAAAAAUGUUUUUAGUGGUGGAGGUGUAGGGUACGUAUUGUCUGUGGCUGGGUGGGGUUUACAUGUUUAGCCUGAGUAGAUGUCUAGUUGGAUUGCCAUCCCACUGCAUUCCACUGCUCCCUGAAUAAUAUAAGUUCAUAAUUCUCAAGAGCAGGAUUAGUGCAUUCCACCCAUUGAGUCAUAGAAACAUAGAAAUUAGGUGCAGGAGUAGGCCAUUCGGCCCUUUGAGCCUGCACCGCCAUUCAAUAUGAUCAUGGCUGAUCAUCCAACUCAGUAUCCCGUACCUGCCUUCUCUCCAUACCCUCUGAUCCCCUUGGCCACAAGGGCCACAUCUAACUCCCUCUUAAAUAUAGCCAAUGAACUGGCCUCAACUACCCUCUGUGGCAGAGAGUUCCAGAGAUUCACCACUCUCUGUGUGAAAAAGGUUCUCCUCAUCUCGGUUUAAAGGAUUUCCCCCUUAUCCUUAAGUUGUGACCCCUUGUCCUGGACUUCCCCAACAUCGGGAACAAUCUUCCUGCAUCUAGCCUGUCCAACCCCUUAAGAAUUUUGUAAGUUUCUAUAAGAUCCCCUCUCAAUCUCCUAAAUUCUAGAGAGUAUAAACCAAAUCUAUCCAGUUUUUCUUCAUAAGACAGUCCUGACAUCCCAGGAAUCAAUCUGGUGAACCUUCGCUGCACUCCCUCUAUGGCAAUAAUGUCCUUCCUCAGAUUUGGAGACCAAAACUGUACGAAAUACUCCAGGUGUGGUCUCACCAAGACCCUGUACAACUGCAGUAGAACCUCCCUGCUCUUAUACUCAAAUCCUUUUGCUAUGAAAGCCAACAUACCAUUCGCUUUCUUUACUGCCUGCUGCACCUGCAUGCCUACCUUCAAUGACUGGUGUACCAUGACACCCAGGUCUCGCUGCAUCUCCCCAUUUCCCAAUCGGCCACCAUUUAGAUAAUAGUCUGCUUUCCCGUUUUUGCCACCAAAAUGGAUAACCUCACAUUUAUCCACAUUAUACUGCAUCUGCCAAACAUUUGCCCACUCACCCAGCCUAUCCAAGUCACCUUGCAGUCUCCUAGCAUCCUCCUCACAGCUAACACUGCCCCCCAGCUUAGUGUCAUCUGCAAACUUGGGAGAUAUUGCCUUCAAUUCCCUCAUCCAGAUCAUUAAUAUAUAUUGUAAAUAGCUGGGGUCCCAGCACUGUGCCUUGCGGUACCCCACUAGUCACUGCCUGCCAUUGUAAAAAGGACCCGUUUACUCCUACUCUUUGCUUCCUGUUUGCCAGCCAGCUCUCUAUCCACAUCAAUACUGAACCUCCAAUGCCAUGUGCUUUAAGUUUGUAUACUAAUCUCUUAUGUGGGACCUUGUUGAAAGCCUUCUGGAAGUCCAGAUACACCACAUCCACUGGUUCUCCCCUAUCCACGCUACUAGUUACAUCCUCGAAAAAUUCUAUAAGAUUCGUCAGACAUGAUUUACCUUUCGUAAAUCCAUGCUGACUUUGUCCAAUGAUUUCACCACUUUCCAAAUGUGCUGCUAUCCCAUCUUUAAUAACUGACUCUAGCAGUUUCCCCACUACUCUCAACAUUUAAUAAUGGCUGAUCCAGGAAAAUUGGGCAAUAGCGUUUUUGUUCAUUUUCCCACCUCAUGUCUCAUGCUUGGUCUCGCAUAAAAUCCACCUGCUCAUUCCCAUUUCUAUGCUGAUCUGUAUGUAAUUAAUAUAUUACUUACGCUAUUUCAAACGAGUGACGUUGACUCAAUCCAUGUCUUUUUUCACUUGAUUUUUUCCAAGAUCGUAUCUCCGGUCGCUCUGCGGCCUAACAUCAUGGACCUGGCGGCCUCGCUCGACACUGAUUGGGAAGAGAUUGAUCUUUUUUUUUCCGCCUUCCAUCACAGUGAGGAAUGUGCAGGAGUCACUGUGGUGGAUGUUUAUGUUAAAAUGUGUUUUGUGUGUUUUGUUGCUUUUUAUUGGUAUGACUGUAUGGCAAAUCAAAUUCCUCGUAUGUUGCAAAACAUACUUGGCUAAUAAAGUGAGAUUAUGAUUAUGAUGAUGAUUAUGAUCAGGCAAUGUUCAGCGUGAAUGUUCUGCACAUGCUGUUGGAGAAGGGCAUGAUGGAGUUAUCCACACAGACUCUCAAAACCAUUUGGCAGAAUCGUCAUCGUCAGAACGCACCAACAAGCACCAAGUCCUUGCCUGCUAGCAAUGUGAGGGACCCUCCACAUCAAAUACUUCAUGCACGAUCGGAGUCUCACUCCCAAUACACAAUGCCCUAGACAUGGCUGACAUGAGGAUGGGACAGUUGGGCACCUCUUUGUUGUGCUGACAACAUGAACGUAGCAACGUGUUUUUCUUUGUAUUUCUUGUAUAUAAUUUACAUAUAAAGUUUAUUUUUGAAAUUAAAAAACGUCUGAGGCAUUCUUUCUGCAGUUCUGGUCAACGUUCUCAGGAGUCAUUGCACAUUACCUGGUUGCAACCCUAAGCACACUGGUUGUGAGCUUGAUUGGCUGUACUGACUUGCCGCUGGUGUAGGUUCAAUGUAUAGUCAGCUGGUAAGUGAAGUAGGAGAAGCAUUGGACAUAUGAGAGUGACUGAGUUACAAGAACAAUAAGUAGAAUUUAGUUUAGUUUAGAGAUACAGCACAAAAACAGGCCCUUCGGCCCACCAAAUCUGCGUUGACCAGUAAUCCCCACACACGAUCACUAUCCUAGGGACAAUUUACAUUUACACCAAGCCAGUUAACCUACAAACCUGUACGUCUUUAGAGUGUGGGAGGAAACCUGAGAUCCCAGAGAAAACCCACGUAAGUCACGGGGAGAACGUAAAUCUCCGUACAGACAAGCACCCGGAGUCAGGAUCGAACCUGGGUCUCUGCGCCGUGAGGCAGCAACUCUACCGCUGCGCCACCGUGCCGUGAUGGAGGAACAAGUGGAGGAAUGUGCCAACUCGUGGCUUCCUUUGGCGUUGUGAGAAAUAUUUGAAUCAAUGAAAACCUAUACCCAUGUGAUUCUUUUAUCACUGAAGUAACAUUAUGCAGAAUCUUAUCAAACACCAUCCUGUUGAUUAAAGUGGAAAUGCAAAAAAAAAAAUGCCAACCAACUGUUUGAAAAGCCUCUAACUGCAACACAGAAGAAAUGUCUCAGCUACCCAGCUCCACCGGUGGCAGAUUACCAUAAGUAUGUAGCAACACUAUAUCUCCAAUUCAAAUUAUAUACCGGAAAUGGCACAAAAAAAACUCAAUGUUUCCAAGUAAAACCUUUUGAUUCCAAGCUUAAAUUCAAGAUUGAAACGUAACCUUUUUUCUAACUCUCAUUACAUUCAACAGACGCAGAGCAGAGUUGAUGACACCAAGUGGGUGUAUAGAACAAGCUGCCAGAAGAGGAAGUUGAGGCUGGGACUGUCCCAUCGUUUGGGAAACAUGGAUAUACAGGUUCGGAGGGAUAUGGACCAAGCGCAGUGUGUGGACCAAGGACUAGUGUAGCUGGGACAUUGUUGGUUGGUGUGGACGAGUUGGGCCGAAGGGCCUGAUUCCACACCGUAUCACUAAAUCAUCGUGUUUAGCUGUGACAAGUGGUUUGUGCUCUAUUACUAAAGUGGAAGUUGCUCUGCUGGGUAUUGCUGCAACAAACAGCGUGCUUAAGCAUUGACAUUCCUGUUACUGGUCUCUAUGAUUAAUCACUGGGGGAUUACCAACUCUCCAUAUAGGACUUAUUGCUCCGUGUCUUGUUCACAGGGAUUAUGCAAAAUUGCAUGAAAACAGUGCCUGAAAGUGUUAAAGUAUUUAAGAUCGUGCUCUUCAGUCUGGUUUUUAUCGUCGGAAUAAUACUGAAUGCUCUGGCCUUGCGAACAUUCUGCUGGAAAUUAAGAAAUUGGACUGAAACCACUAUUUACAUGACAAGCCUUGCAGUAUCAGACCUCAUGGUGCUUGUCACCUUGCCUUUCAAAAUUUACAGCCAAUACGGCAAUCUGUCAGAAGUGUUUCUCUGUAAGUGUGUAAUCAUGUUGGGCAAUCUAAAUAUGACUAUUAGCAUAGUUAUUAGUACUUACAUAUGCGUAGAUAGAUACAUUGCUAUAAAACAUCCUUUUAAAGCCAGGGUAUUGAGGUCACCAAAGAAAGCAGCCUUGGCAUCUGCAGGAGCCUGGAUCGGUACAAGUUUGGUGAUAUUGCCUUUCACAUUUUCGACAAUCGUACCUGAUGAAAACCUCAGCGCACCUUGCUUCAAUCCAGAUAUGAGUAAUUCAAUUCUUUAUUUUAUUUUUGUUGUAGUAAUAUUUUUAAUUGUCCCACUGAUCACUGUGACCUAUUGCUCAGUUCAAAUUAUUCAAACGCUUCUAAAAAGACCCAUGUCCAUUGCACCAGCCUUUAACACAAAAAGAACAAUACAGAUUAUUGCUGCAAAUGCCGUCAUCUUUGUAUCUUGCUUCAUGCCCUACAACAUAGCAUUCAUUGUUGAGGUUGCAGCGAUGUUAAUGGAUGCUGACUGUACUGUGCAGAACCAGUUAUAUUCAUUCUCACAUAUUGCACAUUCUAUAACCAAUAUCAACUGCUGCCUUGAUGCAUUUAUCUUUUAUUUUGUUACUGCUGAUGCAGCUGAAUAUGACCAGAAUCAAUCAAAAAAUAAUGGCCACAAUCAAGCUACUCUUCAGAUUGAAUUAUGAAGUUCUGAUUAUUGAUGAAAUAUCAACUUCAACAUUGAAUUCCCAUCGCAUGUAAUUCAACAUAAAAUAACAUAUGAAAAAAUUCCACUAUGAUAUCUAUACGCUCUGCUUUGGUAUUUCCUUUAAAUUAUAUAUUUUUGGAAAUGUUGGUAGAAAUGUAACAAUUUUGUCAUUCUCGUACAUUUAAAUAGUUUGAUAAUUAAUUACUUGCUAAUAAAUUGCUAAUUUAAUCUGUUUUUCAGCGUGUUAAAUCUGUAAAAUGCGAAGAGAAUGGGUUUAGUACGGGUGCCAGGCAGGAGAAUGGGGUUGAGGGGGAAAGAUAGAUCAGCCGUGAUUGAAUGGCAGAGUGCACUUGAGGGGCCAAAUGGCAUAAUUCAGCUCCGAGAACUUAUGAACUUAUAAGAACAUCUGAUCAAAACCUAAACCAGUCUUGGAACUUAGGACAAUGUCUGUCAUUGACAUAGAUGUACUCCUAUGUUUAAAAAUGGUCAGUGAUAGUCUGGGAGGAGAAGGGGAUAGAGGUGAUUACCCAGGCCAGAGAUGGAUAGAAAAAUGUUGAAGCAGUAGCCACCAGUGUUGAAGGAAUGCAGAGUACCUGCAGUGUUGCAGAGUCUGUAUGAUGUGAGAAAAUGAGAGGCCAAGUGCAGACCUGUUGCAGAAGUUUCUUUGAUUAUGGUAAUUUAAGUAAAAGUAGAACCAUGCAAGCCAAUCCCAAUCAGGUAGACAUCAAAGGAAUGUGGGAGAAGAAUGCUACGGUUGAUCAUGAUAAAGGAUACAGAGGAAGGAGAGUGUUUAUUGCAGGCUGUGGUCACGUGUUGGAUUGAUGAAGUCCUUUGAGUGCAGUCAUGAAGCAGAAACCUGGAUGCAGAGAUCAUGCUUUAUUCUUUGGAGCGCAGAAGGUUAAGGGGGGACUUGAUAGAGGUCUUUAAAAUAAUGAGAGGGAUAGACAAAGUUGACGUGGAUAAGCUUUUCCCACUGAGAGUAGGGAAGAUUCAAACAAGGGGACAUGACUUGAGAAUUAAGGGACAGAAGUUUAGGGGUAACAUGAUGGGGAACUUCUUUACUCAGAAAGUGGUGGCUGUGUGGAGUGAGCUUCCAGUGAAGGUGGUGGAGGCAGGUUCGUUUUUAUUAUUUAAAAAUAAAUUGGAUAGUUAUAUGGACGGGAAAGGAAUGGAGGGUUAUGGUCUGAACGCGUAUAUGGGACUAGGGGAGAAUACGUGUUCGGCACGGACUAGAAGGGUCGAGAUGGCCUGUUUCCGUGCUGUAAUUGUUAUAUGGUUAUUAUAUUUAUAUGCCUUCACGAGUUCUCUAAACACCGAAGAAGCACAAAUCUAAGCAAUAUAUCUUGGAAAGUGAAUUUAUUAUUGAUUUAUUCUCUUCAAAGUGAAUUGACUUAAAAACCUACUGCAAAACUAGUCACAUAUGCGACAUCCUUUGCAUAAAGAUAUUCUGAUUCAGGAAGGAAAUGUGAAGAGUUUGCUGGGGCAUCUUAGUGUGUAUUAGGAUUGCCCACCAUACUUGUUCCUAGUUCCGGGUUGGUUCAAGAAAUUACACCCAUGUCUUCUGAACUGUUAUCUCUUUUACUUGAUGUGGAUAUGCUAUAAAGGUAUUGAUUGUCCUGUUGUAACUAAAUAUAUCCCAGUGAUUAACAUAUAGUUCAUAAGUGAUAGGAGACAUAGAAACAUAGAAAAUAGGUGCAGGAGUAGGCCAUUCGGCCCUUCGAGCCUGCACCGCCAUUCGAUAUGACCAUGGCUGAUCAUCCAACUCAGUAUCCCAUCCCUGCCUUCUCUUCAUACCCCCUGAUCCCUUUAGCCACAAGGGCCACAUCUAACUCCCUCUUAAAUAUAGCCAAUGAACUGGCCUCAACUAUCUUCUGUGGCAGAGAUUUCCACAGAUUCACCACUCUCUGUGUAAAAAAUGUAAAAAAUGAAAGUAGGCUAUUUGGCCCAUCAAGUCUACUCCAUCAUUAAAUCAUGGCUGAUCUGCCUUUCUCUGUUAACCCCAUUCUCCUGCCUUCUCCCCAUAACCACUGACACCGUAGUAAUCAAGAAACUAUCUAUCUUUGCCAUAAAAAUAUCUAUUGACUUCUUGGGCAAUGAAUUCCACAAAUUCAUCACCCUUUGAUGAAAGACAAUCCUGCUCAUCUCCUUCCUUAAGGAACAUCUUUUAAUUCUGAGGCUAUGACUUUCCCACCAGUGAAACAUCUUCUCCACAUCUACCUUCUCCACUAUUAGUCAUUCAUGUUUUAUUAACUAGUUCAAGUUGACCAAAGUAACAAGUUCACUUCCCAGGCUCCAUCCCAAGAUACAGCAAGUAUUUCACUGGAACAUACCAGUGGCUUCUCCCCCUUUACAAAUUACUUGAUGUGUGGCAUAGUGCUGGGCAGUGGUGUCACACAGAAGCAUUGCUUUAACAAAGGCUGCGGUAAAUCUGGGCAACCAUCACGCCAGGCUCCAUUUCAAAUAAAGCUCAAGCAAGUGACCUGAGGGAAAAAGUCCAAAAUGCACAAUACCUGAUUAGCAAAAAAAUAAAACACUCUUUAAAAGAAAGAAAAAAGAUUGUGGAUAUUUUUCAAGGUAUGCCAUCUGGAAGAAACCUUAGCAUAAGCUUUGGAAAAAGACACAAGGCUGCCCCAGCCAAAUCUUCACAGAUAGUUUAAGAAGCAGUUAGACAGGUACCUGGAUAGGAUAGGUUUAUAGUUUAUAGGGAUAUGGGCGAAAUGCAGGCAAGUGGGACUAGUGUAGAUGGGACAUGUUGGUCAGCAUGGGCAAGUUGGGUCAAAGGGCCUGUUUUCACACUGUAUGGCUCUAUAACUAUGAACUGUGAAGAUGAUUUUGUCAUCUCUGCAAUGGGACUAUGUGAAACUCUUUCUCUCUCUCUCUCUCUUCCUUCCCUACCCCUCUCUCUAUUCCUUUCCCCCUCAUCUCCCCCUCCCCUCUCUCUUGCACAGACAGACAGACACACACACACAGACACAGACAGACACACACAACGAUGGAUGUCCAUUUCCUUCUGCACAUGCUGCCUACCCGCUAAGCUGCUCCAGCACUUUUUUUAAAUUCAGAUAGUGAAUCUGCUAUUGCAAUUUAUAACCACUUCCCACAGACAUUUACAGACACAGACACAUUCAUGCCUUUCUCCUCUUCUCACCCCCCUGCAUCAGUAAGCAUUUUAAAUCUCAAACCUUACCCAGUUUUGAUUAAAAGCAAAUGAAACUGAACAUUAAAUCUGCUUCUCUCUACACAAAUAUUGCCAUUGUACCAAGUUUGUCCAACAUUGUAUGUGGCUGUUAAGUAUUUCCAUUGCGUCUUCAUUUGUCUGUAUACUCAGUGCCUCUUGUACUUAUGCUGUGUGGUAACUUCUUGAUGCAGACAUUUUAGACUGGUUUCCUGUUUUAAAAAAACAUUUCAACUAAAAGGGGAAAUAGAUCUAGGAGAUCACAGCUGAUAAGAUCCUAGACAGAACAGUGAACAAACCCCCCUUCAUCGUACAGAGGUAAUGAGGUAAACACCCACCAGUCGGUCCGUGGGAUCAGAACCCAUUACCAAGCAAACCUGCAAGGAUUAUUGUUUGUGAGCCAGUAGGAAGCAUCACAAGGAUUGAUGGCCUAAUGCAUCCUAAUCAUCACAUGAUCAUUAUCCUAAUGAAGCCACGCUAAGAAAGCCUGUUUUUAGCUUUAUGUUCAGUCUUUUGUCUUGUAGUUAUAGUCUGCAGCAUUUUAGCCAUCGUGUCACCCCGGUCCCUCCUCUUCUCCCCUUUCCCAUCAUGAAGUUUAAAAACACAUAUCUCCAGAUUCAGGAACAAUUUCUUCCCCGCUGUUAUCAAGCAACUGAACUGUCCUCUCACCAACUCGACACGGUCCUGACCUUCCUUCUAUCUCUUCGCUGACCUUUGAACAAUCUUUAAUCGGAGUUUAUCUUGCAAUAAACGUUAUACCUUUUAUCCUGUAUCUGUAUACUGUUGGCGGCUUGAUUGUAAUCAUGUAUAGUCUUUCUCGCUAACUGGACAGCACACAACAAGAAGCUUUUCACUGUA